UUCUGAACAGAGUUUUUGGUUGCAUUCAAUCGUACCGCCUCUAUUAAACGUCUCUCGAUGAAUGCGAAUCGAUCUGGAGCUGGUGUGCUGCGGGAUGUUAAGAUGGUCGAGGUACCAUGCGUAUCCGUUAUCGAUAAGUAGUCGUAUGAGAUUAUCUAGCCCGCAAAGAGCGAAAUGUGAAAUUCUUCCUCUGCGUCUUUACAAUGUUAUCGCAUCGCCUCUUUCGGCAAAUUACUGAUAGCUUACUAUUGGGUUUUCGUGUCUAUCCAGAAGCUACCGUGUGUUUUGCUUCAGCGUGUUUGACGUGUAGCUCUCGUACUCAUAUUUUUGCACAAUCGAUACGUCAUUCGUCCUCGUCCUCGACCAGAUGGAAGUCGCGACAGGGCAGGGACUUUUUUGCCAAGGAAGCACGAGUUCAAGGCCUGAAGAGCCGUGCUGCCUUCAAGCUGCUUGAGCUCAACGACAAACACAAACUAUUUAGACCUGGGCAAACAGUUGUUGACUUGGGAUAUGCACCGGGGUCGUGGUCUCAGGUUGCCGUGAAUCGCACAUCUCCAGACGGGCGGGUUAUUGGCAUCGAUCUCAUACCUGCCCAACCUCCUCGAGGUGUUUCGACUAUCCAAGGGGAUUUCCUAUCACCUAUUAUUCAAGAUCAGGUGCGAGCAUAUGUUCGAGAUACAGAUCUAGGUAGGCCUAGGAGACAGGUUUCUUCGAGCACAAGCGAAGGACUCACUGAGGAAGAGCUCGAUGAAAUGCAGCGGGGUUACAUUGAGAUCGAACGUCAGGCACAGUUGGAUGGUGCAGACCCUGAAGCGAUUGGACGGCCAAUCGAGGACUGGGAUGGCGACAAACCAAUCUCGACCAAUCUGUCGCUCAAAGAGCGCGACAUGCAGCGGGGAAGAACAGUAGACGUGGUACUCAGUGAUAUGUCAGAACCCUGGGACCAGACUACCGGCUUCUACAAAAAGAGCCUUAGUGACCCUUAUAUUAGGAUGAUGAACACGAGCGGCAAUGCUUUCAGAGACCACACGGGCAGCAUGGAUCUGUGCAUGGCAGCUCUGAUGUUUGCCUUUGACACAUUAAAGACCGACGGCCACUUUCUCUGCAAGUACUACAAAGGGGCCGAGGAGAAGGCUUUUGAGAUGAAACUCAAGCGACUCUUUGCCAAAGUACAUCGGGAAAAGCCCGAGUCGUCACGGGCUGAAUCCAGAGAGGCGUACUUUGUGGCACUGCGUCGCAAAGAGACACCGACUAAAGAGGACGUCUUCGGCGAAUGCUGACUUGGACGGUGCUUGGCUGUUCCAGCGAUACUAUGUGUAUCCAUACCUUCGGUCCGAAAGCGUCACAUACCAAAGUUCAUCAGCCACAUGGGUGUAUGAUAGGCACUGUAUAGAGUGUAGAGAAGGCCGGCUCCAGGUUUAUCAGACACUCUCUUGUAUACAGGAUGCGUGAUGCGCCAGGGUUCGCCAGGGUUCGCCAGGGAACAUAAAACUAGCGCUGGAUUCAGGUUGCGUAAAUGAAAGAUCAAGUCUGCCACC
Molecule: messenger RNA, 1538 nt
Organism: Bipolaris sorokiniana ND90Pr
Lineage: Eukaryota; Fungi; Ascomycota; Dothideomycetes; Pleosporales; Pleosporaceae
Exons: 6
Coding region: 204-1280 (358 amino acids)
Biological process (GO): RNA methylation
Cellular component (GO): mitochondrion
Molecular function (GO): rRNA (uridine-2'-O-ribose)-methyltransferase activity
Source: RefSeq, a predicted model, not a curated record